AUGGCCUCUGCUUUGGAAUCGGCCGAGCCAAUGUCUCCCGUUUCCAUUUCUGAGACCGGGAACCAGAGUGGGAGCGAGACAGAUGGAUUUUCUACAAGCUCCGAGGAGACAGGAGCCCCGACAUCGAGCCGGGUCAUCGGGCGCAAGCGAAAGGCGGGGGAAAUGGAAGGUGACUGCGACACGGCCACCCAAGAAACAAGCCGGGGUUCCGGAGUCAUAAGCGAGGGGCAUGACCAAGACGCAGGCGCUGCCUACGGGUUCACUGUGACUUGCCCCAUCUCGUGGAGACAGAGACAGACAAUUAAAAGUGACAGCGGGCACCAACUAUACGUGGACCACCCUCUUGGACUGAAGUCCCUCCGUAUUGAAUUUCUCGUGGAACCGGGCGCGAAGUGGACUCGCUUAUCAAGGUUCAAGAGUGGUGUGUAUGCGAACGGUGCUACUGAUUACACUUUCUGUGUCAACGACUACGUGCUUGUCAAUCGCCACACGCCUCCGCGACGGCCACUUCCAGAGGGUGUAACAGACGAGGAGGAACUUCAAUGGCUGAAGGACAAUUUCUGGGUGGCGCUUAUAGCUGGCUUCCAUUCCCUAGAGCGCAAAACGGCCUUCGUCCGGCUGUGGUGGCUUUACUGGCCAGAGGAGCUACCCAUGGGGCGGCAACCAUAUCAUGGCCGAAGAGAACUGUUGAUGAGCAAUAAGGCCGACAUCGUCGAGAUGACGACAAUCUCAAACCUCGCCUCCGUCUGCCGGUGGGAGGAAAGGGAUGAGAGGGAAAUCGGAUUACUGAAUGCAGAGCUGUUCUGGCGCCAAACUUACAAUCUCAACGUGCAACAGCGCAGCUUGAGAGCACUCAGUAAGCUCAAACGACACUGUGUCUGCAAGGGCUACGACAACCCCGAUCGGGAGAUGUACGUGUGCUCCGGCUGCGGCUUAGGCAACCACGAGGCUUGCCUAAUUGCCGCCAUGGAACAGAGGGCAUGGCAACGAUUCAAAGAGGGGACGCUCACCCAUGAGAAUCCCGAGGAGCAUGACUCUUCAAACCAGAAGACACGAAAGCCCUCGAAUGGCGCGAAACCUUGGGCAGGCAAAUUGGAAGGCAAGAUCUCGCGAACUCAAAGGUUCGCAGUUGACAUCCAAUCUACGGAUUACGCAGUUGAACUAUAUCAUCAUGCUGCCACCAUCCAGCAGCUUGUACCACAAAGCAAGCAGAGUGCUAACGGUCCGUUCCAACCCGUGGUCUGGAAUAUGAAUUUGGAUUGUCUGCGAUGCGGCGCACCGUUGAAUGAACGGCCUGUAUGA
This is a messenger RNA of Fonsecaea erecta, 1302 nucleotides long. RefSeq lists its product as hypothetical. The record is from RefSeq and is a predicted model, not a curated record. Bases 1 to 1302 code for a protein of 433 amino acids. Lineage: Eukaryota; Fungi; Ascomycota; Eurotiomycetes; Chaetothyriales; Herpotrichiellaceae. Gene Ontology annotation, molecular function: chromatin binding. The transcript has 2 exons.